This is a messenger RNA of Homo sapiens (human), 2997 nucleotides long. It is a transcript of the gene SLC22A13, whose product is annotated as solute carrier family 22 member 13. Gene Ontology annotation, biological process: transmembrane transport. The coding region runs from base 50 to 1705 and encodes 551 amino acids. The record is from RefSeq and is marked reviewed. The transcript has 10 exons. Gene Ontology annotation, cellular component: apical plasma membrane; membrane. Gene Ontology annotation, molecular function: transmembrane transporter activity. Lineage: Eukaryota; Metazoa; Chordata; Mammalia; Primates; Hominidae.
ACAGAGCUACCCUAGUGUCCCCAGGCUGAGGAGGUAGUGACUGGCAUACAUGGCUCAGUUUGUCCAGGUCCUGGCUGAAAUAGGUGACUUUGGUCGCUUCCAGAUACAGCUAUUGAUCCUGCUGUGUGUUCUCAACUUCCUGUCUCCCUUCUACUUUUUUGCCCAUGUCUUCAUGGUCCUAGAUGAGCCCCACCACUGUGCAGUGGCUUGGGUGAAGAACCACACUUUCAACCUGAGUGCUGCUGAACAGCUGGUACUGAGCGUGCCCCUGGACACUGCAGGUCACCCAGAGCCCUGCCUCAUGUUCCGGCCACCCCCCGCCAAUGCCAGCCUGCAGGACAUCCUCAGCCACCGCUUCAAUGAGACGCAGCCUUGUGAUAUGGGCUGGGAAUAUCCUGAGAACAGGCUCCCAUCCCUGAAGAAUGAGUUCAACCUGGUUUGUGAUCGGAAGCACCUGAAGGACACCACACAGUCAGUGUUCAUGGCUGGGCUCCUUGUUGGCACCCUCAUGUUUGGGCCCCUCUGCGACCGGAUUGGCCGCAAGGCCACAAUCCUGGCGCAGCUGCUCCUCUUCACCCUCAUCGGCCUGGCCACAGCUUUUGUGCCCAGCUUUGAGCUCUACAUGGCCCUGCGCUUUGCUGUGGCUACUGCCGUCGCUGGACUUAGCUUCAGCAAUGUCACCCUACUGACAGAAUGGGUGGGGCCCUCAUGGAGGACGCAGGCCGUGGUCCUGGCCCAGUGCAACUUCUCCCUCGGGCAGAUGGUGCUUGCGGGACUCGCCUACGGUUUCCGCAACUGGAGGCUCCUUCAGAUCACCGGCACUGCGCCUGGCUUACUGCUCUUCUUCUACUUCUGGGCUCUGCCAGAAUCUGCACGUUGGCUCCUGACCCGUGGGAGGAUGGACGAGGCGAUACAACUGAUCCAGAAGGCGGCCUCGGUCAAUAGGCGGAAACUCUCCCCGGAGCUCAUGAACCAGCUGGUCCCAGAGAAGACAGGCCCCUCAGGGAAUGCCCUGGAUCUGUUCAGACACCCCCAGCUCCGGAAGGUGACCCUGAUUAUCUUCUGUGUCUGGUUUGUGGACAGUCUGGGGUACUACGGCCUGAGCCUCCAAGUGGGGGACUUCGGCCUGGACGUCUAUCUGACGCAGCUCAUCUUUGGAGCUGUUGAGGUGCCUGCCCGCUGUUCCAGCAUCUUCAUGAUGCAGAGGUUUGGCCGCAAGUGGAGCCAGUUGGGGACCUUGGUCUUGGGUGGCCUGAUGUGUAUCAUCAUCAUCUUCAUCCCAGCAGAUCUGCCCGUGGUGGUCACCAUGCUGGCUGUGGUGGGGAAGAUGGCCACAGCUGCUGCCUUUACCAUCUCCUAUGUGUACUCUGCCGAGCUUUUCCCCACCAUCCUCCGGCAGACAGGCAUGGGGCUGGUGGGCAUCUUCUCACGGAUCGGGGGCAUCCUCACACCACUUGUGAUCCUGCUGGGAGAGUACCACGCUGCCCUCCCCAUGCUCAUCUACGGCAGCCUCCCCAUCGUGGCCGGCCUGCUGUGCACCCUGCUGCCAGAGACGCAUGGCCAGGGCCUGAAAGACACCCUCCAGGACCUGGAGCUGGGGCCUCACCCACGGUCCCCCAAAUCAGUGCCCUCAGAGAAGGAAACAGAGGCCAAGGGAAGAACUUCCAGCCCGGGAGUGGCCUUUGUGAGCAGCACAUACUUCUGAUUGAGGUCUCUAAGAGCUGGACCAUCAGCAGCAGGGAGCUGCCUAAACACCUCCUUGGAUAUGGCCAGGACCCACAGGGACACAGGGCAAGACCAGCCUUGCUUAUGGAGGCAGGACACCACAAUCUGGCCCAUGGCUGUCACCUCCUGCCGAGUCCAAUCCCAGACUGGGAACCACCAUCUGAGACAGGACCUCCCGGCCUCCUUCACCUUUCUCAUCUCCAGAGCCCUGCCCCCAAUACUCUGUCUGGGUUAGGAUCUUGGGUAUGUCUUGGAAUUAACUUGUCCUCUAACAAUCUUCAUGGGGUAUGGCUCUCUUGAUCUCCUCAAUCUGGAGUCCCCUGCCCUCAAAACACAGUGAUGUUCAGAACAGAACACAAGGUAAGCCCUUUCCAAUUUGUGGGAACAGGAGGGGAGAGGAAACAAAUGUGAAGUUGUGGACUCUACCCAGGCAGGUGGAUGAAAAUGCUGUGGAUAAAAGGAAGGUUAUGAUUCCUUCUAGCGGAUGGACCAGAUUCCUCUGGCUAACGUAUGGCCCCAUAGGUCACUGGGUCAUACAGAGAGAAGAUUCAGUUCAGCCUAAAUCAAAACUUCCACCUUGUGUUCACUUCAAAGAUGGCCCAACCCCCGCCCUACACUCAGCUCAUGCCUAACCUAUGUGUGGCUCAGGGACCAGCUUGGGGAAGGAAAGGAGGUUUGUUCUGCUCCCCGCCUCACCCCGCCUCCUCCUGCUCAUGCUCAGCUGCUUCUGGACCUUCCAGGGCCCAUGCAGGGUGAGGGAAAGGGUAGAGGUCUUUUCACCGAGCUGCUGCUGGUUGCAGUUCUUUCUGGUGCACAUUGGCUAAUGCCAGUUGGUGUGUUUUGUCAGGCUUCUGAAAGCUGCCUUUUCCACGGGCCAUCUUCUUGGGCUUCUCAGAGAUCUUCUCAGGCCUUGGUAUUGUUCCUUAGAAUGAGCAAUAUGCUCCCAAUGCACUCCCAGCUCCUCUUGGGACCCUUCUCCAGCCCCACCCAGCAUUGCUCCUACAACCUGUCCUACAGCUGGCAGCCCCUGACCCAACCAAGAUGGCCUUCUUGGCUGGGCGUGGUGGUUCAUGCCUGUAAUCCCAGCACUUUGGGAGGCUGAGGCGGGCGGAUUACCUGAGGUCAGGAAUUUGAGACCAGCCUGGCUGGCAUGGCAAAACCCUGUCUCUACUAAAAAUACAAAAAUUAGCCCUAUAUGGUGGUGCAUGCCUGUAAUCCCAGCUACUUGGGAGGCUGAGGCAGGAGAAUCGCUUGAACCUGGGAGGCGGAGUU